Messenger RNA from Didymella exigua CBS 183.55, 924 nucleotides. RefSeq names its product FMI2 protein. Gene Ontology annotation, biological process: negative regulation of SCF-dependent proteasomal ubiquitin-dependent catabolic process; negative regulation of protein binding; dephosphorylation. Lineage: Eukaryota; Fungi; Ascomycota; Dothideomycetes; Pleosporales; Didymellaceae. Gene Ontology annotation, cellular component: cytoplasm; nucleoplasm. Bases 1 to 924 code for a protein of 307 amino acids. The transcript is spliced from 2 exons. Gene Ontology annotation, molecular function: phosphatase activity; F-box domain binding. The record is from RefSeq and is a predicted model, not a curated record.
AUGACGACCGCUGCAGGAGGAGAGCCGCCAACGCGCAGCUCGCUCGGCAUGGCUAUGCGCAGCGAGAACCAAUACUCAUACCGCCUUCCGACGCCGCCACGAGUCGUCGUACCACCUCCCACGCUCUCUAUGGACAUGCCCGGCCUCGUGGUUGGAAAUGCGUCUGGAGGGCUUGACAUAGGCUUCCUCAGGGAUAUGGCCUUGGAGGAUAUCGUCCAAAAGAACACUCUGAUCGAGUGGGCAUACGAGCGGCGUCGGCAAGCCCAGAUGAUCCUCCCGUGGCUGUUUCUGGGGCCAAUGGUUGCGUCCAAGGACAAAGCCUUUCUGGCGCGUGAGGGAAUCACGAUGGUGUUUGCAAUCCGGUCCCGCGACGGCAGCAUGAGCGGUGCACUGCAAGCCGCGCGCGAAGCUGGCCUUGCUGUGGCUACAAUCGAAGCACAAAACUACCACGAAUUGAUCAAGCGGUUGGGCGACGCCUCAAGAACGAUCAACGAUCAUGUUGCGACCAUUCACCAAGCUUCCAUACAACAGACGGGUCAGCCCGUUUUCGGCAAGGUACUGGUGUUCUGCGAGUCUGGUAACGAGAAGUCAGCUGCCGUGGUUGCGGCCUAUCUGAUGGAGAUUCUCGACAGCUUUGACUACAUUAAAGCAAUGCAAGUCUGCCAAGCCCAGCGCUUCUGCGUCAACUUCGACGAUACGAUCAAGAACAUGCUUCGGGCCUAUUGGGACAUCCUUCAAGCUGCACGCUCGGUCUCAAGCUUCAACGCGCAGCAGUACCAGUCGAACAACGUGUAUAACGCACGAUCCAAGCGCUCCAUCGAGGAUACGCGUGACGAUGAAGACAUGGAGAUGGAGGAUGGCCUGGACCCUUCAGAUGCCCUGCGCUUCCAAGGUCGUGAUAACACCCCCUUUCAGAGCUCUUAG